AUGUCUACAGGUGAAGAAAUUCCAAAAGAGCCAAACACAAACCCUAGAGGUGACUUCGGUUUGAUCGGUUUGGCUGUUAUGGGUCAAAACUUGAUCCUUAACGCUGCUGACCACGGAUACACUGUUGUUGCUUACAACAGAACCACUUCCAAGGUUGACCACUUUAUUGCCAACGAAGCUAAAGGCAAGUCCAUCAUUGGUGUCCACUCUGUCAAGUCUUUGGUUGCCAACUUGAAGAGACCAAGAAAGAUUAUGUUGUUGGUCAAGGCUGGUGACGCCGUUGACAACUUUAUCGGUCAAUUGCUCCCAUUCUUGGACAAAGGUGACAUUAUCAUCGAUGGUGGUAACUCACACUUUCCAGACUCAAACAGAAGAUUUGAGGAAUUGAAGGAAAAGGGAAUCUUGUUUGUCGGUACCGGUGUCUCUGGUGGUGAAGAAGGUGCUAGAACUGGUCCAUCUUUGAUGCCAGGUGGUAACGAAGCUGCAUGGCCAAAAAUCAAAGCUAUCUUUCAAGACAUUGCCGCUAAAUCCGACGGUGAACCAUGUUGUGACUGGGUCGGUGACGCUGGUGCAGGUCACUACGUCAAGAUGGUCCACAAUGGUAUCGAAUACGGUGACAUGCAAUUGAUUUGUGAAGCUUACGAUGUCAUGAAGAGAGUUGGUAAGUUUACCGACAAGGAAAUCGCCGAUGUCUUUGCCAAAUGGAACAAUGGUGUCUUGGACUCAUUCUUGAUUGAAAUCACUAGAGAUAUCUUGAAAUUCGAUGACCCAACCGAUGGUGAGCCAGUUGUCGAAAAGAUUUUGGACACUGCUGGUCAAAAAGGUACUGGUAAAUGGACUGCUAUCAAUGCCCUUGACUUGGGUGUUCCAGUCACUUUGAUUGGUGAAGCUGUCUUUGCAAGAUGUCUUUCUGCUUUGAAGGCUGAGAGAGUUAAGGCCUCAAAGAUUUUGGAGGGCCCAGAAGUUGGUGCUGAAUCACCAAUCAAGGACAAGCAAAAGUUUAUCGACGACUUGGAACAAGCCUUGUACGCCUCAAAGAUUAUCUCAUACGCUCAAGGUUUUAUGUUGAUGAACCAAGCUGCUAAGGACUAUGGCUGGAAAUUGAACAAUGCUGGUAUUGCUUUGAUGUGGAGAGGUGGUUGUAUCAUUAGAUCAGUCUUUUUGAAGGAAAUCACUUCUGCUUACAGAGAAAACCCAGAGUUGGACAACUUGUUGUUCCACCCAUUCUUCAAGGAUGCCAUCACCAAGGCUCAAUCAGGAUGGAGAUCAGCCAUUGGCCAAGCCAUUGCCAACGGUAUUCCAACCCCAGCUUUCUCAACUGCUUUGGCCUUUUACGAUGGUUUGAGAUCAUCUAAAUUGCCAGCAAACUUGUUGCAAGCCCAAAGAGACUACUUUGGUGCCCACACUUUCCAAGUUCUUCCAGGUAAAGAAAACGACUUUUUGCCAAAGGACCAAUGGGUGCACGUCAACUGGACCGGUAGAGGUGGUAACGUUUCUGCCUCCAACUACGACGCAUAG
This is a messenger RNA of Lodderomyces elongisporus, 1518 nucleotides long. RefSeq names its product phosphogluconate dehydrogenase (decarboxylating) (gene GND1). The transcript has 2 exons. The record is from RefSeq and is a predicted model, not a curated record. Lineage: Eukaryota; Fungi; Ascomycota; Pichiomycetes; Serinales; Debaryomycetaceae. Gene Ontology annotation, molecular function: phosphogluconate dehydrogenase (decarboxylating) activity; NADP binding. Gene Ontology annotation, cellular component: cytosol. Gene Ontology annotation, biological process: pentose-phosphate shunt, oxidative branch; pentose-phosphate shunt. The coding region runs from base 1 to 1518 and encodes 505 amino acids.